Chlorella variabilis is the source of this 466-nucleotide messenger RNA. RefSeq lists its product as hypothetical. The coding region runs from base 1 to 354 and encodes 117 amino acids. NCBI's taxonomy places the organism in Eukaryota, Viridiplantae, Chlorophyta, Trebouxiophyceae, Chlorellales, Chlorellaceae. Gene Ontology annotation, molecular function: structural constituent of ribosome. Gene Ontology annotation, biological process: translation. Gene Ontology annotation, cellular component: ribosome; cytosolic large ribosomal subunit. The transcript has 3 exons. The record is from RefSeq and is a predicted model, not a curated record.
AUGCGGCACGGCAACAGGCUGGCCCGCCUCGGCCGCCCCGCAGACCAGCGCAAGGCGCUCAUCCGCGGCCUGGUCACCGAGGUGCUGCGCCACGGCAAGAUUGAGACCACAAAGACGCGCGCCAAGGCCAUCCGCAAGUUUGUGGACAAGAUGAUUGGGCUGGCCAAGGACGGCAGCCUGCACGCGCGGCGGCAGGCGCUGGGCUUCAUCUACGACCCGGAGCUGGUCAAGAGCCUGUUUGAGCAGGUGCCCACGCGCUACGGCGAGCGCAACGGCGGGUACUGCAGGGUGCAGGCCGUGGUGCAGCCCCGCCGCGGCGACAACACCGAGAUGGCCACCAUCGAGCUGGUGUAGCUGCAUGUAGGAGAGCCGGCCCGGCAGCUGCACACAGCACAUCACCCAGUUUUUAGUUCUCCCCAACUUCUGUAAUGUACACCCCAAUUGGAAUUGCAAUCAUUGGAACAUC